Molecule: messenger RNA, 771 nt
Organism: Sphenostylis stenocarpa
Lineage: Eukaryota; Viridiplantae; Streptophyta; Magnoliopsida; Fabales; Fabaceae
Source: the annotation of a GenBank genome assembly
AUGGAAGCUGCGAUGGGACUGAUGCGGAGGAUACCGCCGAAACACACAGAAACAGCUCUCUCUGCGCUUCUCAGCCUUAUGCCUCAUCACUCCUCCGAUCUCCUCUCUCAAGUCGAUCAGCCCCUCCAGGUUCUCUGCGAUGCGGAAUGCGGGAAGGAGUUCAUUUUGUGUGAAUACAACAGAGAUGCUGACUCUUACAGAUCACCUUGGUCGAAUAAAUACCAUCCACCAUUAGAAGACGGGUCCCUUCCUUCUGUAGGGCUGCGGAAGCUGGAAGUUGAAGCAAAUGACAUAUUUGCAAUAUAUCGUGACCAGUAUUACGAAGGUGGCAUUUCAUCAGUUUACAUGUGGGAAGAUGAUAAUGAAGGUUUCGUAGCCUGCUUCCUAAUAAAGAAAGAUGGCUCAAAGACAGGGCAGGGUCGACGGGGAUAUUUAGAGGAAGGAGCAUGGGAUGCUAUACAUGUUAUAGAGGUGGGACCAGAGGAAGAAGAAAACACCAAUUAUCGUUUGACCAGCACAGUUAUGCUGACUAUGACUACAAAUAACGAGUCAUCUGGAACUUUCAGUUUAUCUGGGUCAAUUAGACGUCAGAUGAAAAUGAGGCUAUCAGUUGCUGAUGGACAUCUUUGUAACAUGGGAAGGAUGAUUGAAGAAAUGGAGAGUAAGCUGAGAAACUCACUAGAUCAGGUAUACUUUGGGAAAACAAGAGAAAUGGUUUGCACACUGAGACCACCUUCUGAAGUGUCACAGAUGAGAAUGCCCGAGAGCUGA